Aspergillus candidus is the source of this 353-nucleotide messenger RNA. RefSeq lists its product as uncharacterized. The transcript has a single exon. Bases 42 to 281 code for a protein of 79 amino acids. The record is from RefSeq and is a predicted model, not a curated record. Lineage: Eukaryota; Fungi; Ascomycota; Eurotiomycetes; Eurotiales; Aspergillaceae.
GGCUGACCGAUGAUGAAAGCCAGGAAACACGUUCCCCGGGGAUGUGGGGUGUCUACAGUGGAAAGUUUGCAUUGUUAUUUGUUGCCCUUCGGUUUCCGGAAGAUACCAUCUUGUUGGCGCUGGUUUACUUUUUUAUGGUUAUUAUUAUUUAUUUAUUGAUUCCCUACGGCCCGGUGAUGACCAUCCCACUAGGGGAUGAGGGCGUUUUGGGUGGUGUUUGGGAACGGAUCUGGGAUGGCUGGCCGAUCCGCCAGUUCUUUGUUUGUGUCUGCAUGGUUUGACAGCCUGUUGGGGAGUGACUCUCCCCUGGUGUACAUAGUGAAUGGGUGGGAUGUGAAUGCAUACCGGUCAAU